Molecule: messenger RNA, 366 nt
Organism: Rhopalosiphum maidis (corn leaf aphid)
Lineage: Eukaryota; Metazoa; Arthropoda; Insecta; Hemiptera; Aphididae
Exons: 3
Coding region: 1-366 (121 amino acids)
Source: RefSeq, a predicted model, not a curated record
AUGCAUUUACUGUUAAUAUUAAUGCUUCCUCAUGCAAAAUCUAUAAGAAACUGGACAUCUUCAUUAAAUGGCAAACCUGGAUUUUUGAAAGAAGUACUGGAUUCUCUACAAACAUUGAAUGAAAAUGAUAAGCAUUGUACUAUAGCAUUUGAUGCUAUGUUUAUCAGAAAACAGAUUAUUUGGAACGAUAAAAAUAACAAGUUUCUAGGAUAUUGUGACUUUGAAAACAAGUUAGAUAUUGAAGGUAAUGAAACUCUAGCUACAGAAGUUCAGGCUGAAUUAGUUAAAACAGCCUUAACUCUAACACAUAAUGCCGGUCUUAAAGUUUUAGGUGUAGUUUGUGAUGGAGCAUAUACCAAUACAUAA